AAAACGAAAGAAGAAGAAGAAGAAGAAGAAGAAGAAGAACCCUCUGACUGUCAACAAACGUGAAUGGGAGAAAUGUUGCUGAUGUCGUGAAUCCUAAUGUUGAAUCAGAAGUAUUUAUUUCGCCGACUGUGCCAACGGAUUACAUAUUUUCAUAAACAAAAGGUUCUCCCACUUAGAAAUCAUGGUGGGGUCUGAAUUUGUCAUCGUAGGUGCAUGUCAACUGUGAGAGACAUACCCUGUGUCUCAAUUCGUUCCCUAGCUCCCGAGGUCGUAAAUCAGUAUAUCGUGUACACAGGUUCAGCACUGGAUGUCCUCUGCCCAGGCUUGUCAGUCAACUCUUGUACACAGACUUGCCACAUUACUGCGAAAUAAUGGUGAUUCAGUGCUGGAUGGUUCCAGUACCCUCACCCUCCAAGUGGGAUGUUUACAGCAUCUGACACAACUCUUUGAGCAGCACCUUCAUUCACGCACUCAUCAACAUGGUUUCCUGGCUCUGCCGUCCCACCCAGCAGAUACUGCCUCCCUGCUGGAGGUCCAGUUCCUCUUUGACAUGCUGCAGAAAACAGUAUCACUUAAGCUUGUUAAUCCGCCUGGUGUCAAACUACAGUCUGUUGUGAAAAUCUUCCCUUUUAAGUCCCUCAAACACUUAAAGCUAAAGCGUAUUCCUCCCCAUUGUCUAGAGGGUCUGAGAGGAGUGUAUUCUCAGCUUGAAGUUUUUACCUGCUCAAAAAGCGUCAACUCACUAGAGGAGCUCCUCUCUGUGUGUGGAGGAGAUCUCAGUUCUGGUUUACCCUGGUUAGAACUUCAUACCCUUAAUUUCAGUUACAAUUAUAUUUCCUCCCUCGACAAGUCACUAAGGCUGUUAAAUGUCCUAAAGUGGCUUGACUUGAGCCACAACAAGAUCCAAGACUGUGCUGAGUUCUUUAAGCCUCUAACUGAACUCGAGCAUCUGAAUUUGGCCUAUAAUAACCUCCAGAGAUCACCAGUGCUUAGCCUGAGUGCCAAAGCCAAACUCACCACUUUGAUUCUUAGAAACAAUGAGUUGGAAACUAUCAAUGGGGUGGAGCAUUUGUCAUCUCUUCAAGUUCUUGACCUGGCUUAUAAUCUUUUUAUGGAGCAUUCUCAGCUGAUGCCUCUGUCUUUCCUUCAUAAUCUCAAUACCUUAAAUUUGGAAGGAAACCCUUUGUAUUUUCAAAAGACACACAGAGCAUCUGCGGUCCGCUGCUUAUCUCCACAAGCUGCUUUUAAAGAACUCCAGCUAGACGGCUCCCCUCUGUCAUCAUCUGAUCUGGCGAUCUUACGUAAAUUUAGACAAAUGGUUGGACAGACUUCGCAACAAGAUAUGCCACCUGAUCAGGGUAGUUUGGAAGUAUCCAGUGGAGGUGGGGACAUGACUGACAGUGUGACUGCAAGUAUAUCAGGAGUUACCCAAGUCCGUAAAAAAAAACACAGAAACAAAGUGAAAGUAAGGCGAGCCAGCAUUUCAGAACCCAGUGACACAGACCAUGAGCUUAGAACACAGUCUGCUUUACAGGAUAUUGUCCUUCCCCAUCAGAAGGAAAUUGAAAGAAUGGACAGCUUUCGAGAGCAGCUGGGAGAAGACUGGCUACGUUACCAGCAUCACCUAGAUGAUACUUUAGUCCACCCAACUUUCCCAGAUGUGGACAGAGCAACCAGGCAAGUGAAUGCCAACAGUUGCUGUACACCAUCUACUCUGCUUACAACUAACACACCUCCAACAAAUCUGGAGUCCAACCCCCCUCCAUUACUGACCUCUGAACUAAAAAAGCAAGAGGACAACGAAGAGAUGGAGAGCACAGACCUGCAGCCUGACACAGAGUCCACAUUGCAGUGGAUGAGCCACAGUCCCCUGAACACAGAAUCUACUCUUGAGACAAGCCUAGGAAACACACAGGCUCCCUCUGAGGACUGCAUUAAUCCUCCACCACCACAAGAUGAAGACGAUGAUGACAGGGAAGUGGAUUUGUGUAGGCCAGUGUUGGUGGGGCUACUGUCAGAGGAUUUGGAGACAUAUGGGAACACAGUCUCUGAACCACUUUUCCUGCGGGUGCGCCAGGGCUACCUGCUGGAAGUAGACAUGCAUCAGGGGUGUGUUAAUACACGAGUAGAACUAGACAGCUUGCAAAAGGUUGUGGAAACUCAGACCACCUGCACGAUAAAGAACGUGAAAAGAACUCACCCAGGUUUGGAGCUCCACUUCCGGUACAUCAGUCGUGAGAGACAAAAACGUUGUUACAUAAUGCUGGAUGAGAAGCCACAACAAGAACUCCAGAAUAAAGAAACUCAUACAGGUUUAGAACAUCAUGAGAGGGUAUUAGCUGAGGUUCUCUCUCAAAUUGCGUACGAAAACAACCAGCAGAUGUAUGACUACAGACCAGAGACGGUUCGGAUACAGUGCCUGAAAUGUCAGACAGAGUUCUGUCAGCCAACAACUAAGUCAGACAUCAGCUUGCACCACCAAGAUGAACCAAGAAAUGACAGUUGUACCUUCAUCUGCACUGAGUGCAAUAGCGAUCAUGUGGUUCAGUUGGCCAUCCAAUCAGCUCCCUCCACCAGUACUCCUUUUCACUAUCCACUUGAUCAGAAUGGUGAAAGAUACUUCACCUUUGAUGACACGGACACACCUGCCCAUCCUCAGCACAAUAAGCCAUUGGUCCCAGGACAGUCUUUGCUAUCCCAUGUCAGCUCCUUCCAUUCCGCCCAGUCUUCAGAAGUCAUUGGUCUGCAAAAGGGAGAUGCAGAUUUUUUUUACACAGCUCAUGACCUCAUGUCCAGUUCUUUGACAAAUCAGAGUGAUGCACUGGCUGACCAGAGCACCUCUGUACCAAUCACCUUCAACAAAACUGAUGGACAGCUGCAGGGUAGUUCAGAAGGAGGGUUAAAUGAGUGGGUGGCUGAUAGCUCCUAUCAAAAAAAUCAGGACCAACAUUCACCAAAGCACACAGAAAGAUCCAACCAAGCUCAGUUUGACCUGUCAGAGGUAGUGGAUCAUCGACUGCAGCUUUUCCUGGAUGUGGAAGUGUUUGAGAAGGAAGAGGAGUUGUACUGCUUCUUAAAGAUGUCUAUUGUCAAGUUUGGAGAUCCACUGGAGUUCCAUUCCCUAAUGGUUGUGUCCGAUCAGCACAUCUACAUCUUAGAAAUCACCUCACAGUGCCAAGGGCAGCCGUCAGACUGGCUGCAGAAAAGAGAAAGCCAUCUAUUGUCUGAGCUUAGCUAUUUGGAGGUGGGUCUGGGCUUCCAGACCAUUCACCUGGAGUUUGAUGAGGGGGCAGCAGCAUACACUCUGCUAGUGCGGAACAGUGCCCGCUGCAAAUGGUUCUUCGGCAAGCUUACAGACAUUGCAACUGACUUGGCCCCAAAGUCUGAGAGCAAACUGAAGGGCAUCUCCAACACCCGGCUCAACCCACAGCACCACCUCUGGCAUCUAGUCUGUGAGGAAACCCAGCCUUGUGGUGACGAAGACAAUCAUCCACCCUUCCGGUAUUUUCUAGCAUUUCUUCAACAAGAUAGCACUUUGGGCCCUGUUAGUGUUCUAGCCACAAAAGAAAUGCUCUUCCUUCUUGAUGAAGACUACCAAUGGAGAAAGAGCCAACCAGAGGGACAAACAAAUAGCGGAAAGGUGACCGUUCAGGAAACUCAGCCAAUUAGCUGUGUCAGUUCUGUUCAGCUGUUCUCUUCAGAUCCAUGCCGGGUGGACCUCAAACUUUAUGAUGAGAUGGUCAAGAAAGAAAAGACAUGGUCUCUACAUAUUGAAGACUCUACAUUGUUGCAAGACUUAGUGGAGUGGAUAAGAAAUCAGUGGGAAACCAUGUUUGUGGUCAAACUGGCCAUUGUCAAGCAGUAGCCACUGUGUGAGAGAAACCCAUUUAAACAAAGCUGCUUAUAUAUUGUCUGUAUAUUAACUGUAUUUUGUGUAAUUGUUCUGUGUUUUGGUCUGUCUCUUAUUCUGUUAGUCUCCAUGUUAUCUUUCUUUCAUAAAUUCCCUGUCUCCACCAA
Misgurnus anguillicaudatus (oriental weatherfish) is the source of this 4017-nucleotide messenger RNA. The record is from RefSeq and is a predicted model, not a curated record. Lineage: Eukaryota; Metazoa; Chordata; Actinopteri; Cypriniformes; Cobitidae.